Messenger RNA from Phaeoacremonium minimum UCRPA7, 1656 nucleotides. Its product is annotated as putative mboat family protein. Gene Ontology annotation, biological process: glycerophospholipid biosynthetic process; lipid modification. NCBI's taxonomy places the organism in Eukaryota, Fungi, Ascomycota, Sordariomycetes, Togniniales, Togniniaceae. Gene Ontology annotation, molecular function: 1-acylglycerol-3-phosphate O-acyltransferase activity; 1-acylglycerophosphocholine O-acyltransferase activity. Bases 1 to 1656 code for a protein of 551 amino acids. The record is from RefSeq and is a predicted model, not a curated record. The transcript is spliced from 5 exons. Gene Ontology annotation, cellular component: endoplasmic reticulum; membrane.
AUGCUACCUCUAAUAAACGCACCCUUUGUAUUCUUGGCGGGCAAGAUCGGCGCCUCUUCCGAUGAACUGAAGCUCAUCUUCUCCUUCCUCCUCUCCUACCCGCUUGCCGGGCUGCUUAAGCGAGUGCCUGACGCACGACCCGAACAGAAGAAUCUAUUUAUAAUAAGUAUUGGCAUCUUCUACUUGGUCGGCCUCUUUGAUCUGUGGGCAGGCCUACGCACGCUGCUGGUAGCAGCCAUCGGCGCCUAUGGCAUCGCAUACUUUGGCCGCGGCUCACCCUACAUGCCGUGGGCUGGCUUCGUCUUCCUGAUGGGCCACAUGUCCGUUAAUCACCUGGCGCGCCAGGCCGCCAAUGACCCCUCGAGCGUCGAUAUCACUGGCGCGCAGAUGGUUCUCGUCAUGAAGCUCGGCGCGUUUUGUUGGAACGUUGCCGACGGUACAUUGCCGGAAGAUCAACUCUCUGACUUCCAAAAAGACCGCAGGUUGCUCCAGCUACCGAGCCUGCUCGAUUAUGCUGGCUAUGUCUUCUUCUUUCCGGCUCUGAUGGCGGGGCCGGCUAUGGAUUUCGCAGAGUACAGGCGAUGGCUGGACACGACCAUGUUCGAGGUACCGACGAAUAUAGACCCCGCGAAGAAGCCACCUACGCGCAAAAGGCGCAAGAUCCCGCGCAGUGGUACCCCCGCGGCAUGGAAGGCAGCUUCGGGCCUGUUUUGGAUCCUGAUGUUCUUGAACUUCUCUGGCUGGUACAACUUCGACACGCUUGUUGGCCCGACAUACAUGAACUACGGCUUCCUGCGCCGAGUCUUCAUGAUGCACAUGUUCUCCUUUACCGCGCGCAUGAAGUACUAUGGCGUGUGGUCUCUCACCGAAGGAGCAUGUAUUCUGGCUGGACUGGGCUACAAUGGCGUGGACCCCGUGACGGGUAAGGUAUCAUGGAAUAGGCUGCAGAACAUCAACCCCUGGGGUGUCGAAUCGGCACAGAACACUCGCGCCUACCUUGAGAACUGGAAUAUGAAGACCAAUAUGUGGUUGCGCAACUACAUCUACCUGCGCGUCACGCCCCGCGGCAAGAAGCCCGGGUUCCGUGCGAGCAUGGCGACCUUUGUCACCAGCGCCUUCUGGCACGGCUUCUACCCCGGCUAUUAUCUUACCUUCGUCUUGGCAAGCUUUGUCCAGACCGAAGCCAAGCAUUUCCGCCGCCACGUGCGCCCCUUUUUCCUCGACCCCGUUACGCAAAAGGGAACAGCGAAAAAGAGAUAUUACGACAUCGCAUCGUACUUCGCCACGCAGCUCGUCUUCUCCUUCACCACGGCGCCCUUCCUGAUCCUGGGCUUCAGCGACUCCAUCAAGGCCUGGGCGCGCGUCUACUUCUACGGCAUCCUCAGCGUCGUGGCAUCCAUGGCCUUCUUCGCGUCCCCUGCCAAGGCGACGCUGCGCAAGCAGCUUGAGGAGCACAACGCCCGCGCGGGCGUCAAGCUCAAGAAGUCGGCCAGCACGGAGAGCCUGACGGGCCGCGAGCCGGUCAUGGGCCUGUCGGCCGACCUGGAGAAGGAUCUCGACGAGGCGGUGCAGGAGCUCAGGACGGAGAUCGAGGCGAGGCAGAGGGCGAGCACGGCGAGCAACCCGAAGAAGACGCACGCCGCUGCUUUCAGCUAA